AAUAUCAUGGCCCAAAAGAAUGAUGCUUCCCUCGAGUCAAGUCACAAGCCCAGCCAAAAUAAACCAUGAAAGCGAACCCACUUAAAACAACAAAAAUCCAUGGAUAAUAAAGAUGCCAUUCUCCUCAGUCCUCACAAAACCAAAGACUCCACUCUCUCUGUCAUUACAGUUACAGACAUUUCCACGGAUGAAAUCACUUGUGUAUUGCUCCAUGUUCAUCUCUGUAAUUUUAUCCAGACACUGAAUCCUCACCUUCCCAAGAGUGAAAAGUGGUAUCGCUUACAAUGGCUUCAAAGAGAUGUUAAAAAUGGCUAUGGAUCUCAUAAAACCUGCACCAAAACAGUCUAAAAAAAUUGGGAAAGAGAAUUCAGAUCACACCUCAAGCUUCAGAUCAAACAUUUACCAUCAAAACAUGCAUGGUUCAGUCAUGGAUGAUGGCAACAAAUCUACAGUAACCGACCUGCGCAACCUCUCAAAAUUCUUGCUACCACCACUGGGCGCUUCUAGUUCUGAUUGUGGCCAGACACCAAUCAAUUCGAAAGGGAGUAUGAUCUCCCCAUUAGACUCAGGAUACAGGUGUUGGGAGACAUUCAUGGUGCUUUUGGUGGCAUAUUCAGCAUGGACGUAUCCAUUCGAGAUCGCCUUCAUUAACUCCACACCAAAGGGAGAGCUCUUCAUUGCUGACAACAUAGUGAAUCUCUUCUUUGCAAUGGAUAUAGCUCUCACAUUUUUCCUGGCUUACAUAGACCCCAAGACCCAGAUUUUGGUUCAUAAUCGAAGAAAAAUUGCAGUUAGAUAUAUCUCUACAUGGUUCAUAAUGGACUUGGUUUCUACAAUCCCGUUUGGGGCUCUCACAAAACUAUUCACUGGAGAAUAUAGGUGUGGCCUUUCAUGCAGCUUUCUUGGUAUGCUGAGGCUUUGGCGCUUGUUGAGGGUCAAGCAAUUUUUCACAAGGAUUGAAAAGGAUAUCAGGUUCAGCUAUUUCUGGAUAAGAUGCACUAGGCUCCUCUCUGUCACCUUGUUAUUAGUUCAUUUGGCAGGGUGCUUCUAUUAUUUCCUAGCAGACAAAUACCCACAAGAGGGAAGGACAUGGAUAGGCUCUGGGAAUCCAAACUUCAAAGACUCAGGCCUAUGGGUUAGAUACAUAUCCUCCAUUUACUGGUCUAUCACAACCAUGACCACUGUUGGUUAUGGUGAUCUCCAUGCAGUCAACACAAUAGAGAUGAUCUUCAUAAUCUUUUAUAUGCUCCUUAAUCUUGGCCUCACAGCCUACAUAAUAGGAAACAUGACCAAUCUGAUCGUCGAAGGGACUCGUCGAACAAUGGAAUUUAGAAACAGCAUAAAAGCAGCCUCGAACUUUGUAUGCAGGAACCAUUUGCCACCCAAACUGAAAGGGCAAAUACUGACCUAUAUGUGUCUCAAAUACAGAACAGAGAGUUUGAACCAGCAGCAAUUGAUGGAGCAGUUGCCCAAGUCCAUAUGUAAAAGCAUUUGUCGGCAUUUAUUCCUCCCAAUCGUUGAGCCAGUGUAUCUCUUCAAGGGUGUUUCAUCUGAGCUACUCUUGAUCCUAGUUACAGAGAUGAAAGCAGAGUAUUUCCCACCAGGAGAGGACAUAAUCAUGCAAAAUGAAGCAGCUAACGACAUAUAUAUCUUGGUAUCAGGAGAAGUAGAGACCAUAAUUUGCAAGGAGGAGAAGGAACAAGUGUUAGGAAAUUUAUCUAUAGGUGACGUGUUUGGAGAAAUUGCUGCACUUUGCAAUAGGCCUCAAAGUUUCACAUAUAGAACCAAGGCAUUGUCCCAGCUUCUGAGACUAAAUAGACGGGUGUUAUUGGAGGCCAUGCAAGCAAAACACGAGGACAACAUAACCAUACUAAGAAACUUCCUUCAGCAUCUGGGAGAGCUUGAGGUUUCAAACUUUGGUGAAACAGUAGAGAAAGUUGAACGAAAUGCGGACUUGGAGAGUUCCAAUGAUAUGUGUUCAGUGGCUGCUACAGGUAACAGUGAUCUUCUUGCAGAACUUUUGAUAACAGGAAUGGAUCCUGAUACUGAGGACUCCAGAGGAAGAACUCCACUGCAUAUAGCAGCUGCAAAAGGUUAUGAUGAAUGUGUCCAUGUUCUGCUCCGAUAUGGGUGCAAUGUUAAUACAUCAGAUGAUAGUGGUAAUACACCAUUAUGGGAAGCAAUAUCCUCCAAAAACCACUCCAUAUUCAGGCUUUUAUACAACUAUGCCUCUAUCACAAAUCCCGAUUGUGGUGGUGAUCUCCUAUGCUUGGCAGCAAAGAGAAACAAUCUCAUUGUGCUGCAGGAAUUGCUUAAACAAGGGAUAAGUAUCAAUUCAACAAGUAGGUGUGGGUCAACCCCCCUCCACAUUGCCAUAACUGAGAAACAUAUAGACAUGGUCAGCUUCUUGGUCACAAACGGAGCUGACAUCAAUAAGACUGACUUAAAGGGACAAACAGUUAGAGAGAUGGUAGCAGAAGAUCCUGAACAAUUGCCAUGUUCGGUUUUGGAAGAAAUGUUACAGAGUCAAGGUUUGGAUCAUCGGAUUACAGUGUUUGAAGAGCCUUCUGAAAGACCAACAAGAAGGGAACAUUUGAUUAUAGGAAGAAAUGGGUUCUUGCCUAGAGUUUCCAUUUAUAAAGGUCAUCCUUGGGAAAGGGAAAUCUGCUCGGAAUCAGGAAAGCUGGUUCCUCUUCCUAGCACAUUGGCAGGUCUCAAGAACAUUGCAGGAAAGAAGUUUGGACUCAAUGCCUCAAAUAUGAUUAUAACAAAUGAAGAGGGUGCUGAAAUAGAUUGCAUUGAGGUGAUCAGGGAUAAUGACAGGCUUUUCCUGGUGGACAAGAACGAUGGCAUAUAAUUGACAAAAAUAUAGAUCCCCCAUUUCUCAACCAAAAUAUAUCAGGAGUUCUCCAACUUUUGAACUAAUGUUGAAGUAUGCCUUUUGUUUCAAAUUCAUGCAAAUAUAUUCCAAGAUUUUGGGUCCAUAGUUACAUAUACUUCUGAAGCCUUAAAAGUUUCACUUGCCAGAUUCAAGACAACUUGAUCCCACAAUAGUAUUCUUCAUAUUACACAAUUGCGUUGGGAAAUUGCAAGUCUUUAUGAUUCAAAAUU
Molecule: messenger RNA, 3111 nt
Organism: Amborella trichopoda
Lineage: Eukaryota; Viridiplantae; Streptophyta; Magnoliopsida; Amborellales; Amborellaceae
Gene: KT2/3
Product: potassium transport 2/3
Biological process (GO): potassium ion transport; transmembrane transport
Cellular component (GO): membrane
Molecular function (GO): voltage-gated potassium channel activity; protein binding
Source: RefSeq, a predicted model, not a curated record